Brassica rapa (field mustard) is the source of this 1055-nucleotide messenger RNA. Its product is annotated as chaperone protein DnaJ. Lineage: Eukaryota; Viridiplantae; Streptophyta; Magnoliopsida; Brassicales; Brassicaceae. The record is from RefSeq and is a predicted model, not a curated record. Gene Ontology annotation, cellular component: cytoplasm; nucleus.
UUCUGUGGAUACACCAAAGUUGAAAUCAAACCGUAAACCGGAUUGGUCACACUUGGUAUAACCGAUUCUUCAUGCAAUCGGCUAGCUAUCUUCUUCAAUCAACGUUACACGGUUACACCUAACAAAUAAAAGCUACACUUCUUCCUAAUCACAAAAAGAAAGAAAAUAAACUGAAAAAAAAAUCAAAGCGAAACCACAGAUUCGAUUGAUAUUUUGCUGCUGAAAUUCCAUUAUUUUCUGGAGAAAAAUAAAGGAAUAAAAGAUUUCAAUGAUGUAUGAAGAGAUUGUUCCUGUGUUCGUCUCUGCAUCAGAUGGAAGAUAACAAUUCUCCCAAGAAGGAUUACUAUAAGAUUCUGGAAGUUGAUUAUGAUGCAACUGAGGAGAUGCUCAAACUGAGUUAUCGGAAGCUUGCUUUGAAGUGGCAUCCUGAUAAGCACAAUGGUGAUACUAUGGCUACUUCAAAGUUUCAGGAGAUCAAUGAAGCUUAUAACGUGCUAAUGGAUCCUGAUUUACGUUUUGAGUAUGAUUUAACCGGAAUAUACGAGAUUCACAAGUAUACUUUGCGGGAGUAUCUGGCUAGGUUUAAGGGAAUGAUACUCACUUGCAAUGGACUAGGCAUCAGUCACUCCUCAUCACCAUGGACACAACAAUUGGCGGAAGGCAAUAUCACUACAGAUGAGCAAGGUUUCGAUCUGGCUUCUGUAUCAACUGAAACUGAAACUGAAACUGAAACAGAGCUUAAGUAACAUUUGAUCUUGAAACUCAAAUGGCAUUAUCAUUCGGUCUUCCACAAAUUUUGAUCAGGAGCUGUAAUACAGAGGUGUAUGCUUUUUAUGUCUACCCCCAUUCGACGAUAUAACAGCUUUUUCAGGAUGUUUAUGUUUUAGAAAUAUGAUGGUAUUACACAAUAAGAAGAAAACAUUGUGUCUAGUCAAUGCUUAACCUUCAUAGAUUUUGUGAGUUAGGCCUUUACUCUGUGUUUGUAUUAUAUGGGUUAUACUCAGUGAAGACUUCAAUCUUCGGAUAUUUUUAUUAUACAAGCAUACUUACUCAAA